AUGAAUCCUCUUGUUCUCUUCGUGCCUAUUUGGGUGCUAGGCAUUUCUCUUUCCUCGCCAAUUCUUCAUGCUGCAACCUCCAUUUCUGUUUCUCAAAAUGCACAAGCUGAAUCUCCAGGUAUUCAGGAGGUUAGAGCAGUGCACCAUCAGAAUUUGAAUAAGGGAAUUCUAAUUGCAUUAGUUGGUUGUUCUGCUCUUCUUGGUGGAAUCUUCCUAAUCAUAUUUUGUGUCUGGUUCCGUCGACAUAAACACGUAAAAUGCUCCAAAAGUAAAAAUCAAGAAACCACUGAGGCUGCAAAAGGGGAAACUUUAAGCUCUGUUAAUGCUAAGCAUAACUACUCUAGGAUGGCAGAUAAGAAAAGUUCAGUGGCUAUUUUUGACUAUCAGCUGUUAGAGGCUGCUACAAACAGCUUUAGCACAAGUAAUAUUAUGACAGAGAGUGGUUCUAGGAUCGUUUACAGAGCUAGUUUUGACGAGCAUUUCCAGGCAGCUGUUAAGAAAGCAGAUAGUGAUGCUGAUAGAGAAUUUGAGAAUGAAGUGAGUUGGUUGAGCAAGAUACGGCAUCAGAAUAUCAUAAAACUUAUGGGUUAUUGUAUUCAUGGUGAAUCGAGGUUUCUUGUUUAUGAACUGAUGGAGAAUGGAUCUCUGGAAACUCAAUUGCAUGGGCCUAAUCGAGGGUCAUCUUUAACUUGGUAUCUCAGGUUAAGAAUUGCUGUUGAUGUUGCCAGAGCAUUAGAAUAUCUCCACGAGCACUGCAAUCCUCCUGUGGUUCAUAGAGAUUUAAAAUCUUCCAAUGUUCUUCUGGAUUCUAACUUUAGUGCCAAGUUGUCAGAUUUUGGAUUCGCUAUGGUUUCUGGAAUGCAACACAAGAACAUGAAGAUGUCAGGAACCUUAGGAUAUGUGGCCCCUGAGUACAUUUCACAUGGUAAACUAACUGACAAGAGCGAUGUCUAUGCUUUUGGGGUUGUCCUUCUAGAACUCCUAACGGGAAGAAAACCCAUGGAGAACAUCACCUCAAACCAAUAUCAAUCCCUUGUAUCAUGGGCCAUGCCUCAGCUAACUGACAGAUCGAAGCUUCCAAGUAUUCUUGAUCCUGUUAUCAGAGACACGAUGGAUUUGAAGCAUUUGUAUCAGGUUGCUGCAGUGGCUGUACUCUGCGUGCAAGCAGAACCAAGUUAUAGGCCACUAAUAACAGACGUGUUGCACUCUCUCAUCCCUUUGGUACCCGUUGAGCUUGGAGGGUCUCUAAGAGUUACAGAACCAAUCAGCUCAGAGAAUUCUCAUUGA
This is a messenger RNA of Sphenostylis stenocarpa, 1287 nucleotides long. The record is from the annotation of a GenBank genome assembly. NCBI's taxonomy places the organism in Eukaryota, Viridiplantae, Streptophyta, Magnoliopsida, Fabales, Fabaceae.